Siniperca chuatsi (mandarin fish) is the source of this 1925-nucleotide messenger RNA. Its product is annotated as immunoglobulin mu heavy chain-like. Lineage: Eukaryota; Metazoa; Chordata; Actinopteri; Centrarchiformes; Sinipercidae. The record is from RefSeq and is a predicted model, not a curated record.
AUCAGGCUGUCAGUGGAGUUCACAGCACAUCAGUUUCAACAUCAACCAUGUUUUCUGUAGCUCUGCUGCUGCUGUUGGCAGCUGGAUGUGUGAAGUGUGAACAGCUGACACAGCCAGCCUCUGUGACUGUGCAGCCAGGUCAACGUCUGACCAUCACCUGUCAGGUCUCUUAUUCUGUUAGUGGCUACUACACAGCUUGGAUCAGACAGCCUGCAGGGAAAGGACUGGAGUGGAUUGGAAGCAAAUACACUGGUGAUUCAGCCUACAAAGAUUCACUAAAGAACAAGUUCAGUAUCGACUUAGACUCUUCCAGCAGCACAGUGACUCUAAACGGACAGAAUGUGCAGCCUGAAGACACUGCUGUGUAUUACUGUGCCAGAGAAGUAUUCAGUAGUGGCUGGAGUUACCACUACUUUGACUACUGGGGAAAAGGCACAAUGGUGACCGUCACAACAGCCACUUCAACUGGACCGACUGUGUUUCCUCUGAUGCAAUGUGGUUCUGGGACUGGAGACAUGGUCACUCUUGGCUGCCUUGCCACUGGCUUCACACCUUCCUCACUGACCUACGCAUGGAGCAAAAAUGGGGCUGCCUUGACGGACUCCAUUCAGUACCCUCCAGUACAGAAAGGCGACGUUUAUACGGGAAUCAGUCAAAUCCAUGUGAGGAGACAGGACUGGGACGCCAGGGAGUCUUUCCAAUGUGCCGUGACACAUCCAGCAGGAAAUGUACAGACUAAUUUCAUAAAACCAAAGGUGACUUAUGUGCUGCCAACUGAACUUAAAGUGUUGGCCUCCUCUGGAGAGGAACAAGAGGCUUCCUUCUCCUGCUUUGCCAGAGAUUUUUCACCAAAAGAUUAUGAGAUCAAAUGGCUGAAAAAUGAAGCUGAAAUCCCCAACAAAAUAUAUGAGAUCAAAAUGCCUCUUGGGGAAAGAAAGGACAAGAAUGGAACUACACUGUACAGUGCAGCAAGUUUCCUCACGGUACCGGCCAGUGAGUGGACUGUUGACACUAAGUUUACAUGUGAGUUUGAGGGGAAAGGUGAAAACGGUGCAACAUUCAUGAAUUCAUCAGUGACCUACAAACAUACAACUCCUGGCAACUGUGAAGUAGAUGUGGACAUAAAGAUCACUGGCCCCACGUUGGCGGACAUGUUUUUAAACAGAAAAGGAACUAUAGUAUGUCAAGUCAAGGUAAACGAGCCAUAUGUCGGAAGGAUUUUGUGGGAGGACGAGAAAGGAAACGAAAUGGCUGGGCCUCGAAAGACCUUCAAUGAUAAAGGCACAUUUAGCCUUCCACUUGAAAUCACGUAUGACGAAUGGAGCAAGGGGAUAAAGCGCUACUGCGUUGUUGAACAUGAAAAUUUGAUUGAACCACUUAAGGAACUCUAUGAAAGGAGUUUCGGAGGACAGACUCAGCGUCCUGCAGUGUUUAUGCUGCCUCCAGUAGAACAUACUAGAAAAGAAACGGUGACCCUGACUUGCUAUGUGAAAGACUUCUUCCCUCAGGAGGUUUUGGUGACUUGGCUUGUUGAUGACGAGGAAGCAGACUCAAAAUACAAGUUCUAUACCACAAACCCCGUAGAGAGCAAUGGAUCCUAUUUUGCUUAUGGCCAGUUAUCGCUCAGCCUUGAGCAGUGGAAAAAGAAUGACGUGGUGUACAGCUGUGUAGUUCACCACCAGUCUCUGGUUAACACAACUAAUGCUAUUGUCAGGUCCAUCGGGCACAGAACAUUUGAAAACACCAACCUGGUCAACCUCAACAUGAACAUCCCUGAAACGUGCAAGGCCCAGUAGAUGUUAUUUUGUGUCGUUGUGUCUUCUGCUGUUUGUUGUUUCAUGUUUGUUGCUUGUGACAUGACAUUGUGUUUGUCUUUUUAAUGCAAAAUCAAAAUAAAAAAAGCACUUUGCAAUUCUGCUGAUGUA